AAGCUUCCGAUAUUUACAGUUUAGGAAUGUUAAUGUAUGAACUUAUAUCUGGAAUUCCUCCAUUUUCAAAUCGAGCUCAUGAUCAAGCGUUGAUGUUUGAUAUUUGCAAUGGUUUGAGACCAGAAAUUAAAAAAAAUAUUGAUAAGAUACCGGACAAUUUUAUUAAUAUAUUAAGAAAAUGUUGGGAUCCUAAUCCGUUUAAUCGUCCUUCAGCUUAUGAUUUAUUCUUAUUUGAUAAUUAUGGUGAAUUAAGUGUAAAGAACGAUGAGAUAUUUGAAUCUAAAUAUGAAAUUCAUCCUGGUGCUAUUUAUACAAGUCGGGAACUUAGUAUAUAUACCCAAUCUUUGUCACAAGGUGAUGAUGAAAUGAUUGAAUGGAAUACCGAAAAAAGAUUAGAAGUACCUGGAAGUAAUUAUUACGCCACAAAAUUACAAAAUAUGAACGAUGAAUUUGGAAAUAAUUUGAAUAACUAACAUUAUUAUUAUUA
This is a messenger RNA of Rhizophagus irregularis DAOM 181602=DAOM 197198, 487 nucleotides long. RefSeq lists its product as uncharacterized. Gene Ontology annotation, molecular function: ATP binding; protein kinase activity. Gene Ontology annotation, biological process: signal transduction; protein phosphorylation. The record is from RefSeq and is a predicted model, not a curated record. NCBI's taxonomy places the organism in Eukaryota, Fungi, Glomeromycota, Glomeromycetes, Glomerales, Glomeraceae. Gene Ontology annotation, cellular component: cytoplasm.